GUGGGGCCGGCUCGGAGGGGCGGGGCGACUCGCCUUCCCCUCGGGUCACGCGCGUCAGGAAGUCGCUCCCUCAGCGGAGUAAUCGAAAAUGGGGACCUCCCUGGACAUUAAGAUUAAGAGAGCGAACAAGGUUUAUCACGCCGGGGAAGUGCUCUCAGGCGUGGUGGUCAUAUCUGGGAAGGAUUCAAUCCAACACCAGGGAGUGUCCUUGACAGUGGAAGGGAGCGUGAACCUCCAGCUCAGUGCCAAGAGCGUGGGAGUGUUUGAGGCUUUCUAUAAUUCCGUUAAGCCUAUCCAGAUUAUCAACAGCACCAUCGAAAUGGUGAAGCCAGGGAAAUUUCCUAGCGGCAAAACAGAAAUUCCUUUUGAAUUCCCUCUGCACGUGAAGGGCAACAAAGUUCUGUACGAGACUUACCACGGCGUGUUUGUCAACAUUCAGUACACCCUACGCUGUGACAUGCGGCGGUCUCUGCUGGCCAAGGACUUGACCAAGACCUGCGAAUUCAUCGUUCACUCUGCUCCUCAGAAGGGGAAGUUGACCCCGAGUCCUGUGGACUUCACCAUUACACCUGAAACCCUGCAGAACGUCAAAGAGAGAGCCUUGCUCCCCAAAUUUGUCAUCAGAGGACACCUCAACUCCACCAACUGUGUCAUCACGCAGCCGCUGACCGGGGAGCUGGUGGUGGAGAGCUCGGAGGCCGCCAUCAAGAGCAUAGAGCUGCAGCUGGUCCGCGUGGAGACCUGCGGGUGUGCAGAAGGCUACGCCCGGGACGCCACGGAGAUCCAGAACAUCCAGAUCGCCGACGGGGAUGUGUGUCGGAGCCUCUCCGUGCCCAUCCACAUGGUGUUCCCCCGGCUCUUCACCUGCCCCACGCUGGAGACCACCAACUUCAAAGUGGAAUUUGAGGUCAACAUCGUCGUGCUGCUUCACGCGGAUCACCUCAUCACGGAGAACUUUCCGCUGAAGCUCUGCAGGGUGUAGCCCGGGAGCAGGCGGUGUGGACAGCCAGUGAGGCCGAGCAGACAUGCCGUGGGCGGCGGUGCUCACGGGAGCCGAAGCCAGCAGCAUAGGCUUAUUUUCGAGGUGAUUCUGUAUCAGAAAUGAAUCCGACCCCUCAGUACAA
Molecule: messenger RNA, 1124 nt
Organism: Lontra canadensis (Northern American river otter)
Lineage: Eukaryota; Metazoa; Chordata; Mammalia; Carnivora; Mustelidae
Gene: VPS26C
Product: VPS26 endosomal protein sorting factor C
Exons: 8
Coding region: 89-982 (297 amino acids)
Biological process (GO): intracellular protein transport
Cellular component (GO): endosome
Source: RefSeq, a predicted model, not a curated record